Messenger RNA from Perkinsus marinus ATCC 50983, 1013 nucleotides. RefSeq lists its product as hypothetical. The record is from RefSeq and is a predicted model, not a curated record. Lineage: Eukaryota; Perkinsozoa; Perkinsida; Perkinsidae. The coding region runs from base 1 to 933 and encodes 310 amino acids. The transcript is spliced from 8 exons.
AUGUCUGUUGAUCACUCUACCAAGCGUAACAUCCAGCUGCCCGACUCUCCUGAUGAGUGUUUCGGCGUUGGCAUCAAGGUCAUACAGAAUGCCUACAUGUCGAAGAUGCAGUCCUUGGAGCACGAUGUCCGUGCACAGCGAUUGAGUCUUGAUCAAGAGAAGGCUGCUCACAUGCAAACCAUGAAGAGGGCUAAUACUUUGGACGUGGAGCUGAUCGACUCGCGGGAACAGUGCAAGAAGUUGCAGGAGGAGAAUAGGAAUCUUAUUCAAAACCUGAGGGCCCAAAACCAGCAGUUGGAGCAGUUCGAGCGACUCAAGCAGACUCUAGUUGGCGGCUUGGACUCUUUCCAGAGUGAAUUUUCCAGGGUGAACGAUGGUGACACUAAUGGGUAUGCGGACACGAGGUUCCUCAGGAGAGAGAGCUUCCUUCAAGGUAUCGCCCCUAUGGCUGCCUCCGCGGCCCCGCCACCUAUGUGCACUACUCCGGUGGCUUCAGCGAGUGUGUACGGCAGCUUCAACAAUUCUAAUCAGCAUAAUGGCAGUCAGUUCGGUGGCCUCUCUAAUCCAGGAGCCUUCCCCAACACUAUGCCCUCAACCUCCAAUACCUCCCCUGUUAAUAACAGUACUUCAUCGAUAUCGGGUAUUGGCCUGCUGCAGCAGAAGACCCAAGAUAGUACUAUGAGGGAUGUGAGCGGAGAUAGUGCUGGAGGCCGUGCUAGUGCCGUCGAUGGUAAAAGCUUCUUCAAGAUGGCUAGGUCCAGAUUGUCUAAUGACACCUUCGAUAAGUUCUUGGCGAGCAUCAAGCGCCUCAAUGCCCAGGAGCAGAGCACUGAUGAGACUCUUGCUGAUGUGAAGAAGAUCUUUGACCAGGAGGGGGAAGGAUAUGAUGAUCUGUAUUCGGACUUCGCUGCUCUGCUACAUAGGCGUGAUUAAAGAUGGCAGACCAUGGUGAAUUAAUUAUAUCAUUAUUAUUCAUGACGGAACUAUGACUACGUCUCGACAGACAACAGCAC